GGUAGCUUGUGGGACAUAAGCUGGAGUUGCCAUCUCGGGAUAUCCUCAGCUCUGGCGCAGCCACUGGUUUUGAAAUCGUGAAUCAAGCCCACUCCUGAUGUUUUGAGGAACAGAACGCCGUACCACUACGACUCAACUGUACAGUAAUUUACCUACCCCAAAAUGGCCGGCUCGGAAUCAGGUUCCGACAAGGGAGGGCAAUCCAAGCGCAAGAGAAUGAAGUCGCUGUUCAAAACGGGCUUCUCGCGCGGAAAAGACGAACUUGUCAAGGGCCGAAUCGUGCUCGAGCACUCGCUCGGGCUGGGACACAAACCAAAUAUUGUCCCGCCGGGGGAGCCCCGCACCAACCAGCGGGCCCGGACGGUCGAGAUCGGGUGGCACCCGGUGGGCGGGACGGCAGGCAAGUGGUUCGCGGAGCGGACCAAGCUCGGGGCGUGGAUCACGGAGAAGGUGCACAAGUAUCCGGACCCGUCGCAGCACUGGGCGGUGCUGGUGGGGGACUACUGCCACGAGCUGUGGAUGGACGAGAACCUCGACAUCAUCUACGUGAACGGGCGGGUGGACGCGGAGGAGUGGCGGACGUUCCGGGUGGGCGAGACGCGCUUCAACGACGAGGCGCUGCGGCAGGCGGGCGAGAUGGUCAUCUACGCGAUGCGGCAGAAGAAGGCGGCGUAUAACCUCAUCAGCAACAACUGCCAGAACUUUGCGCUUCUCAUGCUCGACGCCAUCCAGCUCGGCGCGGCGGAGCGGACCGAGUUCGCCACGACGCUCGCCGUGGUGCAGACGGCGACGGGGUCGGGCAAGGUACGCGAUCUGUUCGCUGAGACGCAGUCGAAUGAGCAGCAGGCGGCGCUGGAGCAGGCCGACAAGAACAAUCCUAUUGUGGCGUUGGCAAAGAGGUUGAUGGAUGAGCAUACCAAUAAGCUAGACAGUCACCACCAAGCUCGGUGAUGGCAUCCAGGGCACCCACACAUGCACGACAUACUAGAUGAGAGAGAAAGGGAGGGUCGAGAGGAUAUGUGCAGGCACACUCGCACUGUGGCUGCGUGGUCCGGGGAAG
Molecule: messenger RNA, 1060 nt
Organism: Chaetomium fimeti
Lineage: Eukaryota; Fungi; Ascomycota; Sordariomycetes; Sordariales; Chaetomiaceae
Exons: 2
Coding region: 163-951 (262 amino acids)
Source: RefSeq, a predicted model, not a curated record